CCCGCGCCGCUCGCCAUGGCGCCCGCGCUGCUGCUGGUGCCCGCCGCCCUCGCCUCCUUCAUCCUGGCCUUCGGCACCGGAGUGGAGUUCGUGCGCUUCACCUCCCUGCGGCCGCUGCUCGGAGGGAUCCCGGAGCCCGGCGGUCCCGAUGCCCGCCACGGGUGGCUGGCUGCCCUGCAGGACAGGAGCAUUCUCGCCUCCCUGGCUUGGGAUCUGGGUCUCCUCCUACUGUUUGCAGCACAACACAGCCUCAUGGCCACCGAGGCAGUGAAGGCGUGGACAUCCCAGUACUUUGGCGUCCUUCAGAGGUCACUGUAUGUGGCAUGCACAGCUCUGGCCUUGCAGCUGGUGAUGCGAUACUGGGAGUCCACACCCACAGGCCCAGUGCUGUGGGAGGCUCGGGCUGAGCCGUGGGCCACCUGGGUGCCCCUCCUGUGCUUUGUGCUCCAUGUUGUUUCCUGGCUCCUCAUCUUCAGCAUCCUUCUGGUCUUUGACUACGCGGAACUCAUGGGCCUCAAACAGGUUUAUUACCACGUGCUGGGGCUGGGUGAGCCUCUAGCUCUGAAGUCUCCUCGGGCCCUGAGGCUCUUUUCCCACCUCCGACACCCAGUGUGUGUGGAGCUGCUGACGGUCCUGUGGGUGGUUCCCACCUUGGGCACCGAUCGCCUACUCCUGGCUCUUCUCCUCACCCUCUACCUCGGCUUGGCUCACGGGCUUGACCAGCAAGAUCUCCGCUACCUUCGGUCUCAGCUACAAAGAAAACUCCAGCUUCUCUCCAGACCGCAGGAUGGAGAUGCAGAGUGAGGAAUUAGCUCCGGCUCUAAGCUCUGUACCUCCCUCCCC
This is a messenger RNA of Acomys russatus (golden spiny mouse), 843 nucleotides long. It is a transcript of the gene Nrm, whose product is annotated as nurim. Gene Ontology annotation, cellular component: nuclear membrane. Lineage: Eukaryota; Metazoa; Chordata; Mammalia; Rodentia; Muridae. The transcript has 4 exons. Bases 16 to 804 code for a protein of 262 amino acids. The record is from RefSeq and is a predicted model, not a curated record.